UGGAAAACCACUGCAUGAAAGAAAUGGACAAACAUGUAUUCUAUUUUUUGUUUGUUUGUUUGCUUUUAUUAUUUUUGUUGUUGUAAGUAAAAAGGUGUUGUUUUUUGGAGCUGUCUGAUUUUCCAGACACCACUUGCCUAAUCAUGCAUGCACAUGCCUGCAGCUGUAGCCUAUUGCCUUUUUAUUUAGAUUUUAUCUAUAUUCUUCACUUGACCUGCAAUUUUUUGACUGUGAGGACGCCCGUUUAUUUGUUUUUCUUCCCACUGGAAACUGACGUGAGAGUGAAGACAGCGUUGACAAUGCUUUCUUUCCUUUCAAACUCCCUCUAAAGUUCUCUUUAUGGCUUUCCAAAAUGCCAGAACAUAAUUUGAACGACAGCAAUCAUGGGAUCUUUUUUGCUCCUGGUUUAAAUGGCUCCAUUUCGUUUCCAAACGACAGCAUCUCGACUUGUAGGAACUUCACUUUGGACUCGCAGGUUGUCGGGGUCGGCAUCUUUCUCUCCGUUUUUAUCUUGGUCGCGAUUGCUGGAAACAUUUUAGUCAUCCUGUCUGUGGUGUGCAAUAAACAUUUGCAGACAGUCACAAACUUCUUCAUCGUGAACUUGGCCAUCGCAGACCUGCUGCUGAGCACCAUUGUACUGCCCUUCUCUGCAUCUUUGGAGGUGAUGGGAUGCUGGGUGUUUGGACGCGUUUUCUGUAACAUCUGGGCAGCGGUGGAUGUGCUCUGUUGCACCGCAUCCAUCCUCAGCCUCUGCAUCAUCUCCGUCGACCGCUACAUUGGGGUAAAAUACUGCCUCAAAUACCCGAGUAUCAUGACAGAGAGGAGGGCUGUGUACAUUUUAGUGGUGGUUUGGGUGUCAUCCACUGUCAUCUCUGUCGGACCGCUGCUGGGCUGGAAGGAACCGCCGCCUGUGGAUGAAAGCAUCUGCCGAAUCACGGAGGAGCCGGGCUACGCGCUCUUCUCCUCUCUCUUCUCUUUCUACCUCCCGCUCUCGGUCAUCCUCAUCAUGUAUUUUCGGGUGUACGUGGUGGCCCGCAGGACUACCAAAAGCCUGGAGGCGGGCGUCAAACGGGAGAGAAACAAGUCGAUGGACGUGGUUCUCCGGAUACACUGUCGCAGCGUGCUUGAGGACGCGCGCACGGCCAGUUCAAAAACCAGCAAAAACCACCCGUUCCGAAGUUCGCUCUCUGUGCGUCUGAUGAAGUUUUCCAGGGAAAAAAGAGCGGCCAAAACCCUCGCCAUCGUCGUGGGGAUGUUUAUUUUCUGCUGGCUGCCCUUUUUCUUCUUUCUUCCAAUGGGUUCAUUCUUCCCAACACUGAAGCCAUCUGAAACUGUGUUCAAGGUGGUGUUUUGGCUGGGCUACUUCAACAGCUGCAUCAACCCCAUAAUCUACCCCUGCUCUAGCAAAGAGUUCCAGAGGGCUUUCACUCGGCUGCUCAAGUGCCAGUGUCACCAAAGACGCAGAGUUCUUCGUCGCUUCUAUGACCAGCGGUGGAGGUCAUUCAAGGGAAUGACAAGGGAUCAGAGAGCAGACUAUAAGCCUGGCUACGCUGUGCAUGAUUCCUGUGGAAAUUCUCUGUUGCACAAAGGGAAAGGGAACUCCGUUGAUUUCAAGAGAUGGAGCCUGUUUCCACCCCUGCAAAAGUCAUCUUUCCAGCUUAAGGAGAAAGUGAAUAAUCUGUCAAAUAAAAUCAAGGGAGGGACAGGGAAAAGUACUCUACCUGCAGUGGACCAGUUUGACAUAGUCGACACAGUUUCAAUGGGGAUUUUUAACUCAUGUGAACAGAACAGUUAUCCAUUUUAUGAUCUGGCAGACUGCUAUGGCCUGAAAGAAACUGACAUUUAGAGGGUGACUGGAGAAUGUUCUAUUUAUUUUUCAACAGGCCGUAAUGGACCAGCAUGCAAGGAAGACUGAGAAAGGGCAUAAAAAAAAUCUGAGAAUCAAAUGUUGAUGAUGUUGAAGUUAUGAGCUGAGAUAAGAGCACUCACGCCAGCAACACUUCAUUUAAAAUCGUCAUCAUCAUCAUCAUGUUUAUUUCAAUAAGACGUCAUGUGACAUGAUUUAAGCCACAUUUUGGAAGUGCACACUGAAAUGUUCAACUCCUUUUGCUUUAUUUUACUGUUGUAUUGACAUUACACACUCAACAUUUGACAGGUUUUCACACUUCUGGUGAGAUACACGAGUGUCAUUACUACUGUUUUACUUCCUGUCAGUCUCCUUGUCUUCAAGUCUCCUUGUAUUAGCCAGCACUGAAUGGUUGUUAGUUUUAUGUCAUCUUAUUUCAAACAUAAAAGUGCAAUUAUUUUGAUUGUUGAUUGAAUUAUUGUACUUCAUCUGACAUUUGUCUAUUGUGACAAGGCAUUAUAAAGAUAAGAGGUCAGUAGAGAUGCUGCAUAAUAUUUAUUUUAGCAGUUAACUUUAUCUCAGUUGAUAUGCUCACUCGUUGCAAUAUCAUAAGAAGUCUACUUGGCCACCAAAUUAUUACUUACAUUAUCAUGUGAGUGCUAAUGUAAAAUAAGUGGGUUUUUUGUACAUUUUGAUGUUAUGAUUAUGUCAA
Messenger RNA from Solea senegalensis (Senegalese sole), 2558 nucleotides. It is a transcript of the gene adra1d, whose product is annotated as adrenoceptor alpha 1D. Gene Ontology annotation, biological process: positive regulation of cytosolic calcium ion concentration; phospholipase C-activating G protein-coupled receptor signaling pathway; cell-cell signaling. The transcript has 2 exons. Bases 353 to 1846 code for a protein of 497 amino acids. Gene Ontology annotation, cellular component: membrane. The record is from RefSeq and is a predicted model, not a curated record. Lineage: Eukaryota; Metazoa; Chordata; Actinopteri; Pleuronectiformes; Soleidae. Gene Ontology annotation, molecular function: alpha1-adrenergic receptor activity.